This is a messenger RNA of Rhodotorula graminis WP1, 1536 nucleotides long. RefSeq lists its product as uncharacterized. Gene Ontology annotation, biological process: transmembrane transport. The transcript has 11 exons. Bases 1 to 1536 code for a protein of 511 amino acids. Gene Ontology annotation, molecular function: transmembrane transporter activity. The record is from RefSeq and is a predicted model, not a curated record. Lineage: Eukaryota; Fungi; Basidiomycota; Microbotryomycetes; Sporidiobolales; Sporidiobolaceae.
AUGAGCGACUCGACCGCGUCGCAGACGACCACGCUCGAGAAGUCGGCGGCGGCCGUCGACGACGACCUCGAGAAGCAGGAGCGAGGUCCGGUCUCUCGUGGAGCCGCCGCGGUCGAGCCCGAACCUGCGGUCGCCAAACCCUCUCUACCUCCAGGUCGCCUAGCUCCCGACGACCCCUUGAACCCGAUCAAUUGGUCGACCAAGAAGAAGAUUCUCGUCGACUUUGUGCUCAACAUUUGGGUCCUCUCGCUCACCUACUCGUCGACGGCGUACGUCGCAAGCGUCCCUGCCCUGAUGCGCCGCUUCAACAGCAGCCAGACGGUCGGUCUUCUCGGCGUCACCCUCACCGUCCUCGGCUUCGCGGCCGGUCCUCUCCUGUUCGGGCCGUCGAGCGAGAUCUACGGGCGUCGCCCCGUCUACCUUGCGUGCGGCGUGCUGUACAGCGCCUUCGCGAUCGGCGUCGCGUUCGCGGACAGCAUGUCGUCCCUUCUUUUCUUUCGCUUUGUCGUGGGUCUGUUCGGCUCCGCCCAGAUCAACAACGUCCCAGCUUCGAUAGGAGAUUUUACGGUCCCCGCGAAUCGAGGACCGUACAGCAUCAUCUACGCUAUCUGCGCCUUUGGAGGGCCGGCGCUCGGUCCUCUAUCUUCUUCUUUCGUCGAGACGGAGGCGGGCUAUCGGUGGAAUUUGCGGGUCAUCGCGAUCUUCUGCACGUUAACCUCGCUCCUCGCCGCCUUCGUGCCCGAGUCGCAUCACCCUACCCUAGCCAGGCACCGAGCGGAGAAGGAGUCGAGCGAGCCGGUCGCCCGCAAAUCCGUCGCCGACGUCGUCCGGGUCUACAAAGGCGCCCUCUCGCGCCCGUUCAUCUUCCUCUUCACAGAGCCAAUCGUCGCCAUAAUCAGUUUGUACCUGGCCGUGCUCUAUGGCAUUCUCUACGGCUUCUUCCCUGCCUUCUCGGUCGUCUGGAUCGAGAUUCGCGGCUUCAGCCAGCAGAGCUUUGGCCUCACCUACAUCGCCCUCGGCCUCGGCUUCCUCAUCGGCGCUAUGGCCAUCGCUUUACUCGGCGGCAAGUCGUACAUGCGCGCCGCAAAGAAGGCGCUCGAGGGCGGCGACACGACCGUUCCGGCCGAGGCACGCCUGAGCGGCCUCACCCCGUUCGGCGCCGUCCUGGCUCCUGUCUCGCUGUUCCUCUUCGCAUGGACCGCGCCGUUCCCGAGCGUCCACUGGAUCGUUCCUUGUCUGGCCGAGGCGCUCUUUGGAUGCAGCAUGAUCAUGAUCUUCACGUCUUUCAUUCCCUACUUGAUCGACUCGUACCAGAUGCACGCCGCGAGCGCCCUCGCUGCGGGCAUGGCCUCUCGAGCGCUCAUCGGCAGCGUCUUUCCCCUCUUUACUCUGCCGAUGUACCACAACCUGACGGUGCAGGGUGCGACGUCGCUCUUUGCCGGCAUCGCGUGCCUGUGCGCGCCGAUCCCAGUCAUCUUUGCGCGGUACGGGCCCGGGUUGAGGAGCAGGAGCAGGUACGCCGCCGCGAACCGGUGA